CUUCCUGCCCUUGCGCCCAUCCGGCUCCGGGGUCGCCGUCGCGCGGCCGCUUGGGCGGAACGGCCGACGGCAACUUUCUGCCGGGACGCUCUGAGGGAGCGCUUCCCUUCUCCCUCCUCCCCCCCGGCGGAGGCAGGGUCGGCGCGGGCUGCCCGUGAGAGAACUCGGCCGGCGCCCGCUGUCACCUGCCGCUGCCUUGGAGAGCCUCGGGCACACUCGGCGCCGUCCUUCGCCUCUCCUUCCGCGCGCACUGCCCGUCCCGUCCGAGAGGGAGAAAGAGCCGCCGAGCGGACCGCGCUUGAUGGGCUGAUCGCCGCCUUUCUCUUCUUCCUCCUCCUCCGGCUGGGCUGGCGGCUGCCCGUCUUUCCCGGAGCCUCGAAACAAGCUACUGAAUGUAGAAGGAAAGGAAGUCAUUGAUGUAGAAAAUGCCUCUUAGAGACAAGUACUGUCAGACUGACCAUCACCAUGGAUGCUGUGAACCGGUGCGUGUGCUGGAACCUGGAGAUCCACCUUUAUUACAACAGCCUUUUCAUACAUCAAAAUCUGGAAUCCAGCAAAUUAUUGAAUGUUUUCGAUCAGGAACUAAACAACUCAAGCAUAUUUUGCUAAAAGAUGUGGAUACCAUUUUUGAAUGCAAAUUCUGCCGCAGUCUCUUCAGAGGGCUACCAAAUUUAAUAACUCAUAAAAAAUACUAUUGUCCACCAAGUCUUCGGAUGGAUGACAACUCUCCUGAUAUAAAUGAUAAACAGAGUCAAGCCAUAACUGAUCUCCUAGAAGCUAUGUAUCCAAGAGUGAACAAGCAAGAUUAUAUAAUACGUUUGGAACCUAUAGAAACAAACCAGAAUGCUGUGUUUCAGUAUGUUUCUAAGGCAGAUAGCUCAGUGGAGAACACUGAUACAAACACUGUUCCUGACCAAGCUUCUGUAGAAACACCAGAACAUGCAGCAGAACCUCCUCCUAAACCAGCGUCAGAUGCUUCAGAAACAAAAGCCGAAGAGACUCCUCCGUUAGUUGUUGACAAGAUAAGGCCAACUCCAGAAGAACCUACCCCAGGCUCAAAACCUGAAUUAGAAUGUGAUAAUAAUUCUGAUUCUGGUCAUCAAUUAAUUUGUUGCCUGUGUAAAAAAGAAUUUCAUUCCAGACGCAGUGUACGCCGUCAUAUUAGGAAAGUCCACAAAAAAAAGAUGGAAGAACUAAAGAAAUUUAUUCAAAUUAAAAAACGGCCAAAUCAGACAUCUGGAAGGGGUCGCAAUAAGAAUGUUUUGGUAACUUUGGGUAAAAGUUGUCCUUUGUGCAUUAAAUCAUUUGCUACAAAAGCCAAUGUAAGAAGGCAUUUUGAUGAAGUUCACAGAGGACUGAGAAGGGACUCUAUAACUCCUGAUAUAGCUACAAAACCUGGACAGCCUUUAUCCUUGGAUAAAACCUCUGCAAAAACUGUUAAAACACAAAAACAAAAGCCUUCAAAAGCUGAGUACAAUUUAACUACUUGCAAAUGCCUCUUGUGUAAGAGGAAAUAUAGUUCCCAGGUAAUGCUUAAAAGGCAUAUGCAAAUUGUUCACAAGAUAACACUUUCCAUUAAGAAUCCUAAAAGAGAGAGAAAGCCCAAUGCAGAAGUGAAAGUAAAAAUCGAACCAACAGAAUCCGCAGAAUCUAUGCCUUCCAUCUGCAGUUCUUUGCAGAAUGAAGUAAAGGGAAUAAAUAAUUCAAAUGAAAGAAAAAAUACAUCAUCCACUGAAAGAAAGAAUGCAGUAUCCGGUGAAAAAAAGAAAACACCCGCUGAACGAAAAGGCGUGUCAUCUACUGGAAAAAAGAAUGUAACUCCAGCUAAAAAAAAUAAAGUUAAGCAGAGCUGUCAGAAAUCAAAGUCAAACAAUCAGUCUCAUGCAAGUGGUCUCAAAAAGCCCAGGAAGCCAAGGUUGUCAGUUGGCUUUGAUUUUAAAAAGCUUUACUGUAAACUCUGUAAACGCCAGUUUACUUCUAAACAAAACUUAACAAAGCACAUUGAGUUGCACACAGAUGGAAAUAAUAUUUAUGUUAAGUUCUAUAGGUGUCCUCUCUGCACUUACGAAACACGCCGAAAGCGUGAUGUGAUAAGACAUAUAACUGUAGUACAUAAAAAGUCUUCACGCUACCUUGGUAAGAUAACUGCAAGUUUAGAAAUCCGAGCAAUAAAAAAACCCAUUGACUGCAUUCUAAAAAAGGUGGAAAAAAGAGGCCCUCAGAGGGAUGAAGGUAAACAGAAUGGUUCAAAACAAGACAUUACCUCUAACUCUCCAAAUAAAAAAUAUGAAGGAACUGAUGUUGGCAUUGAAGUGAAAGUCACAAAAAACUUUUCUCUGCACAGAUGCAAUAAAUGUGGAAAAGCAUUUGCCAAAAAGAGUUUCUUAGAGCAUCACAAGAAAACUCAUAAAGCAAAUGUGACACAUUCACCUGAUGAAGACAACAAAACCAAAGGCAGAAGUACAAGAUCUAAAGCUCUUGUCUGUUGAAGGAUACUAGUGCCUUCUUAAAAUACAUGCCUAAAUUUUCCAUGGGUACUUAGGGCACAAUCACAUUUUUAAUAGAUCUAAUGCUUCAGAAGGUAAAAGACAUUCAUUAAAAAAAAGAGUUUAAAAGUGUUUUUUUCAUGACAGUGAACCUAAAGCAGUUUAAGUUAAUACAAGCAUGGUUCUUCAAAGUUUAAUAUUAUAUAUUAGUAUUUGCAUAAUAUUUAGUUAAUAGUUUUACAGUUCCAAAUGAUUUUUAAAAUUAGUUUUGCACUUCCUUGAUACUGACUGGGCUCAGCAAGCAUAUAUGAACUGAAGAUCUAUGGAUGUGAUGUUGCCUAAGUAUGUUGCUUUAAUACGUUAGAAAAUAUUUUUGGCAUAGAACUUGGAAAGUAUAUUUGUAUUUUAAAUUAAUGGUGUAUAACUCUUAAACUCAAGAGUUAAUACUUUUGUAUUUAAACCAUAAUUCCUUUUGUAUUAGGAGAAGAUCAUCACUCAAAAAAAAUCUUAUUUUAUUUGAGGAAUGUUUUUGGUACUUGGUUAUUUGUUUCUGGAAUUUUAACUUUUUUUACAGAAUUAAAUUGGACUGGAUAGGGGUACAGAUAGCCUGCUUUAUUUUAUGUAAUGAAAAUAUGUUAACAGUUCCAAAUUACCUUGCUUUAAUUGAAAAAUCUUGGAAAACCAGCCGUUAAGGAAGAACAGUGUUUUUAAAUUCCUGUGACAGAUAGAAGUUGUUUCAUUUUAAGAGAUAAGUGAGUGUAUUUCAGUAAACAGAUGGAAAGGCUCCUUUCAUUUAAGGUAAUUUCAUAA
This is a messenger RNA of Pseudonaja textilis, 3296 nucleotides long. It is a transcript of the gene ZNF800, whose product is annotated as zinc finger protein 800. The record is from RefSeq and is a predicted model, not a curated record. Lineage: Eukaryota; Metazoa; Chordata; Lepidosauria; Squamata; Elapidae.